This is a messenger RNA of Xyrauchen texanus (razorback sucker), 3142 nucleotides long. Its product is annotated as WD repeat-containing protein 44-like. Lineage: Eukaryota; Metazoa; Chordata; Actinopteri; Cypriniformes; Catostomidae. The record is from RefSeq and is a predicted model, not a curated record. The coding region runs from base 358 to 3081 and encodes 907 amino acids. Gene Ontology annotation, molecular function: protein binding. The transcript has 20 exons.
ACAACGCGAGAGUGUCCUACGAGAUUUCAAUGGGCGCGAGAAGACCUGUCGCCGUUUCUCUUCCUCCUCUCGGUUUGUUUUCGAUCAUAAAUCCCGAUAGGAGAUCUUUCCCAUGUGCCAUGAUCACUGUCAUUUUGCAUGGACAACUUCGGGUGGACCUUCACAUUGCAUUACGCGUUGAUCAGACGGAACGAAAGCAACAGAUAUUGCUAUAUAAUUAAUAUUAACUCUGCCGUCUGAGAGAUCUUGUAAUCUGGACCGUGUGUCUGGCUGCGUUAUCGUGCAUAUUCAGGUGGUUGAAAUUUUCCUUUUGCUGAAACACUAGCGGCGGCGGCCUCUGCAUGUAGCCCGGGCUCAAUGGCGUCAGACACCAGCGACACAGAGGAGUUUUAUGAUGCAACGGAGGAUGUCAACUUCACUCCAACAUAUAAUACGUCACCUGCAACAUUCGAACUUCCUCAGCCUGGGGGUCUCGCAGAAAAUGUGGCACAGGAAGACGCUGCCAGAUUGGUUCAGCCAGAGCCCCGCCAUGAUGAUUCCCUUCAAAUUAUUGACAGUAUUAUAGAAGAGAGUCAGAAGAGUGAAGUCAAUGAUCAGUUGUUGAGAGAAGAAAAGAAAUCUGGAGCCUCAUCUGGAAAGGAGAAGAGCCUAAUAGCAGAAGACCACAGGGAUGAAGAAAGUCCGGUUCCUGAGGUUGCCACAAUACCUCCGGAGGAUACUGAUCUGAAACCACAUGAAGCUGGCUGCACUGAGCAGCUGCCUGAUGUAAGACCAGAGGAAGUGAAGUUGCAGGACAUUCAGGAAAGUGCACCAGAUGGGGCUUAUAUUGCCCAAGCAGGCCAGGACCAAGCUGUGCCACCCCCUCCUGAUAUUACAAGCACUUUGGGUCAGCUAUCACAACCUGCCUCCCUUCCCUGUGGUGAAACUCCUAAAACAGCUGACAUUUUAGAACAAGUUACUAUGGCUGAAUCAGAUGACGCUGGCCCUUCCAAACCUCCUAGACAUUUUACAGUGGAGCCUGACAUUGUGGCUAGUACCAAGAAGCAACCACCGUCAAGACCACCCUUGCCCAGCGGGGCACCACCUCCUAGGCCACCUCCCCCUACACGCCCCAACUUCCCACCUGGUAUAAAGUCCCAGGAAGUGAUGCGACCAGCAGGACUAGAAAUCUCUGUAGAGCCAGCAGAUGAGCCUUGUGGAUUGGUCAGCCCAAGCGCCUCAGUGCGAUGCAAUACUCAAGAACUCCAGCACUCACUGGACCUCGCUAGUGCCACUAGUGGCAAUAAAGUGGUUACUGCACAGGAAAAUGAUGAGCAAACAUCUAGUCCUAGUGGCAGUGAGACUCCUGGACCCCAGAGACCAAGGUCUUACUCGGGCAGAGAGCUUACUGAUGAGGAGAUUCUUGCGAGUGUGAUGAUCAAGAAUCUAGACACUGGCGAGGAGAUCCCAUUGAUCCAAGCAGAAGAGAAACUACCCAAUGGAAUCAACCCACUCACACUACACAUCAUGAGGAGAACCAAGGAGUAUAUCUCAAAUGAUGCAGUACAGUCAGAUGAUGAUGAUAAGUCCCAGCCUGCACUUACAGACACCGAUGGAGGGAAACUCAAACAGAGAACUACACAGUUCAAGAAGUUUCUGGGUAAAUCUGUGAAGAGGGCGAAGCACCUGGCAGAGGAAUAUGGAGAGAAAGCUGUAAAUAAAGUCAAGAGCGUUCGGGACGAGGUGUUCCACACAGACCAGGAUGACCCAUCGUCCAGUGAUGAUGAGGGGAUGCCGUACACCAGACCAGUCAAGUUUAAAGCAGCUCACAGCUUCAAAGGGCCAUUUGACUUUGACCAGAUCAAAGUGGUGCAGGACCUCAGUGGAGAACACAAUGGUGCCGUCUGGACAAUGAAAUUUUCUCAUUGUGGGAGACUGCUCGCUACAGCAGGGCAGGACAAUUUGGUUCGGAUCUGGGUCCUAAAAAAUGCCUUUGACUAUUUCAACAACAUGAGAAUAAAAUACAAUACAGAAGGACGUGUAUCCCCAUCACCUUCUCAGGAGAGCCUGUGUUCCUCUAAAUCAGAUACAGAGGGAGGGUUUGGUGCGGCAGUGGAAGACACAGACACUGAGGACAGAAAUGUGCCAUUCCGACAGGUUCCAUUCUGCAAGUACAAGGGUCAUACUGCUGACCUGUUAGAUCUUUCCUGGUCGAAGAACUACUUCCUCCUGUCAUCGUCUAUGGAUAAGACGGUUCGUUUGUGGCACAUCUCCAGGAGAGAGUGUCUCUGCUGUUUUCAACAUAUCGACUUUGUUACAGCCAUUGCAUUUCAUCCCAGGGAUGACAGGUAUUUUUUGAGCGGCUCUUUGGACGGAAAGUUGCGAUUAUGGAAUAUUCCUGAUAAAAAGGUGGCACUGUGGAAUGAGGUAGACGGACAGACACGUCUGAUUACAGCAGCGAACUUCUGCCAGAAUGGAAAAUACGCAGUUAUCGGCACCUACGAUGGACGCUGCAUUUUUUAUGACACAGAGCGUCUCAAGUAUCACACUCAAAUCCAUGUUCGCUCCACGAGAGGCAGGAAUCGUGUGGGACGCAAAAUCACUGGUAUCGAGCCACUGCCAGGAGAGAACAAGAUCUUGGUGACGUCAAAUGACUCUCGUAUACGCUUGUAUGACCUGAGAGAUUUGUCUCUUUCUAUGAAGUAUAAAGGCUGUGUGAACAGCAGCAGUCAGAUUAAAGCCAGCUUCAGCCAUGACUACUCUUUUAUUGUGAGUGGCUCAGAGGACAAGUAUGUGUACAUCUGGAGCACAUACCACGACCUCAGCAAGUUUACUUCUGUACGGCGAGACCGGAAUGACUUCUGGGAAGGGAUCAAAGCCCAUAAUGCUGUGGUGACUUCAGCCAUUUUUGCUCCUCAUCCGGAUCUUAUUGUGCCUCAGGAGCCAGGGGCAGAGAAGCCUGACUCAGAGUCUAAGAGUGACAGCACGGAUGAUUCCGAGACCAUCCCAUCAGGGGCACUGAAAACAGACCACUGUGAAGUUUUGCUGUCUGCUGAUUUCACUGGAGCCAUUAAAGUGUUUGUCAACAUUAAGAAAUACUGAGUUCUGAACACAACACCUAGUAAAAAAAUAUAUAUAUAUAUAUAUAUAUAUAUAUAUAUAU